CUUCAAAGAACAAUUAAGGAAGGUACAUGCCUCUGCCUGAACCUGAAGCCAUUCUAGUAAGUUACAUUUUUAUUUUACAACAUCAUCAAUCGGAAAAAGUACGAGUACGAGGCCAUCAUUGCCUUUCCUUUCUCUCUUAAAUUUCUUUCUUUUCCGAGACAGAAAGGAAAACCCACUUCUCUUCCCCUCUCUCUCUUUCUUUCUUCCUGAAGCUUUUAUAUUUUCCUUCCAAGCCCUGAUUUGAUUAAACUUCUAUUUUCUUUUCUUCUUUUUUUAAUUCCGAAUUUGACCCUUGAAUUUCUCAAAAUUCACGCUUUGUUGCCCCAAAUCUUCCACAAUUUUAGCUCCCGUCAAAACCCUAAUUUUCCGAACCCAAAAUUGGCGUCGUUUUCUAGGGUUUUAACUUUGACUAUACGGUACCACACACUCAUCUAUUUCCCCCUUCACCAAAACCCUAAAAUUUUUCAAAAUUGAGAUGAUGGGUCACUCCGAAAAUGGAUUUUCUUAAAUGGGGUUUCGAUUUCUAGGGUUUAAGUAUUAUCAAUGGGUGCCAGAACGAGCAAUCGUAAGCGUGAGGACGAGUUUUUGAGCUUCAAUCGCGCAAUCCCAUAUCAGAAUUCUUCCGAUUUUCACGUUUCAAAGAGACUCAGAUUCUCACCUAUGCACCAGAGCCCUGAGCGACCAGUGGUUUCGUCGAAUAGCAGUGUUGCGAGGCUUUCUCGGUACCCGGCAGUGACUCCACGGUUAGGCAGAGAAGUACACGCCCCUUGUAGGAUAGUGAAUUACGGGAUUUCGACUGGUUUGAAUCGAAAAUCGGAGUUGAGGACCAGUGGGAUUUUGAAAAAACUGGAGGUGUUUGAUGAAAUGGGUAACAUUUUGAGUCACAAUUACAAUAAGGCUAAGGAUAGCGCAAUGCGAACGUUUCGGUACUUUACAAAAGAGAAGGAAAAGGAAGUGAUUGAAGUGGAUUCGGAUAAUGAGAAGGCUGGAGUAUCCGAAGAUUCGAGUAAUGAGGAAGUUGAGGUUGUGACCAAUGUGGAAGUAUUGGAUUUGGAUAAUUCCAAUAAGGUUAUGGAACGUGGGGUGCAGCAGCAGCACUUGCCUUCCUCAUCUUCGCAGGUUUCGGGCUACUUGGCAAAUGGGAAUUUGAGGAUGGACAAUGCAGAGAAGAUGUUGGAUUCUUUGUCUCUGAAUCAAGAGGUGGUGGAUUUGAAUAAUGUUUCUGCAUACAAGAAGUUGCUUGAGGCUGCUGAGAGUCGGAGUUCGAAAUUGAAGAACCUGAACUUCCAGAUUGAGCUUAAAGAGAAGCAACGGAGCUUUCUUCAAACGUUGCGGCCAGCCAAGAAACCGGUGGAGGCUGUACCACAAGAACCUUUUGUCCCUCUUUCGAAGGAGGAAAAGACUGAGGUUGAACGUGCAUUAAAUACCAAUCGGAGGAAGGUCUUAGUUACUCAUGACAACUCAAAUAUUGAGAUCACAGGAGAACUUUUACUGUGCCUUAGACCAGGUGCAUGGUUGAAUGAUGAGGUCAUAAAUGUGUACCUUGAGUUGCUGAAAGAGAGGGAAAAGCGGGAGCCGCAGAAGUUCUUGAAAUGCCAUUUCUUCAACACCUUUUUCUACAAAAAGAUAAUAAGUGGAAAGGGUGGCUAUGACUAUAAAUCUGUCAGAAGAUGGACUAGCCAAAGAAAAUUGGGAUAUGGCCUCAUUGAGUGUGACAAAAUAUUUGUCCCUAUCCACAAAGAGAUACAUUGGUGCUUGGCAGUUAUCAAUAUGAAAGACGAGAAGUUACAAUAUCUUGAUUCGCUCGGAGGGAAAGAUACCCAAGUGCUGAGAGUACUGGCUAGAUAUUUUGUAGAUGAAGUGAAAGACAAAAGUGGAAAAGACAUCGAUUUAAGUUCUUGGAAACAAGAAUUUGUCGAGGACCUUCCUGAACAGAAGAAUGGGUUUGACUGUGGCAUGUUUAUGAUCAAAUAUGCAGACUUUUACAGCAGAGGUCUUGGCCUCUGUUUCAGCCAGGAACACAUGCCCUAUUUUCGGCAGAGGACUGCAAAGGAGAUUCUUAGAUUGAGAGCCGACUAAUUGAAAAUGUCAACCUGCUGGUUUUGAAAUAUGCUUGCCCUUUUGAAAAUUACACUUUUCCAUCGUUAGAUGGUAAUUAUGAAAUUGGCAUCCUUUGUCAAGACUCAAGAAAAGAUACCUUCGCUUUGGUCAGGAUUUGGGUGAUAACCAUGCAGGAGUUCCAGUUUGUUUAAUCGAAUGAUCAAGAUGAUUCUGGUGAGUUGACUGGGGACUGGCAUAUCACUGGUAGUGUACAAGACUGGAGACGUAGCUUGUAUAUACUAUACAAGAGUAAGCCAAUCGUUUUGAAGGGUUAGUUUAAAGUGCUAGGUUAUGAGUUGAUAAUUUUUACUUGUAACAUCUGAGGUUUUUUGGAUUAGUUUGGAAGCCAAUAGUUUCUUAACCUCUUUUCCCUUUUCUUUUUUGAUCUUUUUGUAUCCAUCAUGCCUAGUGUUCAAAGUCAUUAUUUUUGUGCCUAUUUUGAGUAUUGGAGUCGAUUUUAUAAUUGUAAUCAUAAGUUUCUGGUGCUCAAGAAAAUGAAAAGCCUUGUUUGGUGUA
This is a messenger RNA of Quercus robur (English oak), 2616 nucleotides long. Its product is annotated as ubiquitin-like-specific protease ESD4. The record is from RefSeq and is a predicted model, not a curated record. The transcript is spliced from 9 exons. Gene Ontology annotation, biological process: protein desumoylation. Lineage: Eukaryota; Viridiplantae; Streptophyta; Magnoliopsida; Fagales; Fagaceae. Bases 544 to 2079 code for a protein of 511 amino acids. Gene Ontology annotation, molecular function: deSUMOylase activity. Gene Ontology annotation, cellular component: nucleus.